Messenger RNA from Seriola aureovittata, 2414 nucleotides. RefSeq names its product actin related protein 8 (gene actr8). Lineage: Eukaryota; Metazoa; Chordata; Actinopteri; Carangiformes; Carangidae. The coding region runs from base 113 to 2044 and encodes 643 amino acids. Gene Ontology annotation, cellular component: Ino80 complex. The record is from RefSeq and is a predicted model, not a curated record. Gene Ontology annotation, biological process: regulation of DNA-templated transcription; double-strand break repair. The transcript has 13 exons.
AAUAUCGUUUGAUUCAAGGUAGAAGGUCCUCGCUCGUGGCGGUUUUCAUAGGUACUUCACAAACGGAAGGUCACAACGGAUUAUUUGUGAAUGUUUGAAUGAAGAGGUGACCAUGACCCAGGCUGAGAAAGAGCAGGACAGCGGGAAGGAGAAAGAAAAGGAGCGGGAGAAAGAGAAAGAGAAGGAGCAACAGCGCGGGGUGAAAAGACCCAUCGCUCCUCCGGCCAUCCCCGAGCCGCUGCAAGAGCAAAUACAGAGCAAUUUUGUAGUUGUCAUCCACCCUGGCUCAAGGACACUCCGUAUUGGCCGUGCAACAGACACUCUUCCAGUGACAGUCCCUCAUGUGAUAGCACGCAGACACAAGCAGAGUGGACAGCCCAGAUACGAAGACGCCUGGCUGUUGAGAGAAGGUCUCAAUAAACCAGAGAGUAAAGAGCAGAGGCAGAAUGGCCUUAAGAUGGUCGACCAGGCCAUCUGGUCCAAGAAGAUGUCCAACGGCGUGCGGCGGACUCCUGUCUCUGCUGACCAGGCCAGAGCAUAUAACUGUCAGAUCCGUCCAGCAGUACUAGACAGCAGCUCCAGAGUGAAGUGGACCAACACAGCCCACCAUCCUCCUCAUCUGGUGGGAGAGGAGGCUCUGUAUGUGAAUCCAUCAGACUCUUACAACAUCCACUGGCCUGUAGUCAGAGGUCAGCUCAAUGUGCACCCCGGUCCUGGGGGCUCACUGACUGCCAUCAUGGCUGACCUUGAGACCAUUUGGAGCCACGUCAUUCAAAAGCAUCUUGAGAUCCCCCUCAAAGAUUUAAAGUAUUACAGAUGUGUCCUACUGGUCCCUAACAUCUACAACAGGCAGCAUAUCAAGGAGCUUGUCAACAUGCUGCUGCUUAAUAUGGGCUUCGCAGCAAUCAUUGUGCACCAGGAGUCGGUGUGUGCCACGUUUGGCAGCGGGUUGAGCAGUGCUUGUGUCGUGGAUGUGGGUGACCAGAAGACCAGUCUCUGUUGUGUGGAGGACGGAGUGUCCCACCGGAACUCCAGGUUGUGUUUGGCAUACGGGGGCUCAGAUGUGACCCGGACUUUCUUCUGGCUCCUGCAGAGGGCGGGGUUACCCUACAGAGACUGUCAGCUGUCCAGCAGACUGGACUGUCAGCUACUGCAACAACUCAAAGAGACAUUCUGCCAUCUAGACCAGGACACAUCAGGACUACAAGAUCAUGAAUUCCAGACACGUUUCCCAGAAGCCCCAGCUCUGCUCUACCAGGUUCGACUUGGGGAUGAGAAAUUACAGGCACCCAUGGGACUUUUCUAUCCGACCACAUUUGGCAUUGUAGGUCAGAAGAUGACAUCACUCCAGUACCGUUCACAGGGUGACACAGAGGAUCCUCAUGAUGAACACUACCUGCUGGCCACACAGAGUAAACAGGACCAGUCGUCCAAAUCUGCUGCAGAGCGUAAGGCCGUGUCCAGACCAGGUGGAGCUCUGGAUGGUGAGAUGAGCGGUCAGGGAGGGAUUGGAGAGCUCUCUGACCUGCCAAGGGGCUGUGGGAGUGGUGGCAGUGGAGGAGGGAUGCAGGGGGAGAUGGAGCUUGGGCCUGCCCAGGGGGAGUGCCUGAUGGGGACGGGAGAGGUAGAUGAGCCUCUGUCUGCUCACCUCUCCAGGAAGACUGCAAUCAUGAGCCAGUUUGAGAGCAAAGCACUGGGCCUGGAUAAGGCUAUUCUGCAUAGCAUCGACUGCUGUGCAUCAGACGAAACUAAACGAAAGAUGUACAGUUCCAUCCUGGUCGUGGGCGGGGGGCUCAUAUUUCACGGUGCUCAGGAGUUUCUGCUGCACCGCAUAAUCAACAAGAUGCCCCCCUCCUUCAGGAGGCUGGUAGACAAUGUGGAAGUGAUCACACGGCCAAAGGACAUGGACCCUCGCCUGAUAUCGUGGAAGGGUGGAGCAGUGCUGGCAUGUCUGGACACCACCCAGGAGAUGUGGAUCCACCAGAGGGAGUGGCAGCGCUUUGGUGUCCGAAUGCUCCGUGAGAGAGCUGCCUUCGUCUGGUGAGGGGUGGAGCCAAACUCGUUUUGACAAACAAACAGUGACACACGUAGAGACGGACACCGGCGCAUGGAAAAGGAAUAAUUUGCUCCAAAGUUAAACAGCCAGAAAAACGAUAAAAACCCGUCUUGACUGAAAGCGUUUUGCCAGACGCAGAGGUUAAACAUCUGUGUGCAUGAUGGGAAAGUAUAUUGAUUGUGUCACUGCUAACACCAAAGGUUCGUUCUUUGUAGUUGUUUGCUGGUUGUUGUGUGAUUGUUUUGUAACUUUUGAACAGCCUUUAAUGGGAAAGUGAGUUAACAUGUUAAGUUUGUAAAUAUGUAAAUUGACUGCCUCAUGGUAAUGGAGAGCUGUGUAAAUAAACCUGUCACACAGA